Peronospora farinosa is the source of this 1521-nucleotide messenger RNA. Lineage: Eukaryota; Oomycota; Peronosporomycetes; Peronosporales; Peronosporaceae. The record is from the annotation of a GenBank genome assembly.
AUGGUAGGAAUUGACUUGGAAAUUGAUGAGAGUAAAUUAUGGGAUCCAAUAAAACGUCAGGCUUAUAUGGAUGCUCUACCAGAUAUGACAUUAUUUGAAGACCAUUUGAUUGAAGGUGAUGAAAUGGUGGAAGCUAUUAAAGUAUUAAUUGAAGAUGGCGAAACAGCUGAGAGUCUCGCGUUGCAUUGGAAGAAUCAAGGCAAUGACAUGUUUAAAGAUGCGAAAAAAGCCCAUCGAGGCUAUUUCCAGAAUGCGAUAAAGUAUUAUAAUGAUGCACUUGUUUAUGCCUACAAAGCAUUAGCAUUACCCGAUGAGGAACGGGACCUGUCAUAUGACAUGAAGCAGCUCACGUCGCAGAUAUUGUGCAAUCGUGCAGCUGUGCAAUUAGAACUCAAGAAUUACGCGAGUUGUCGUUCGGAUGCUGCCAAGGCCAUUAACUUUGAUCCGUCUAAUAUCAAGGCCUAUUUUCGAGGUGCCAAGGCUUCUCGACUGCUCCGGAAACCAGCGGAUACGCUUCGCUACUGCAAAGAAGGACUUUUACGUGAUCCGGACAAUAAAAUGCUGUUAACGUUGCAGACAGAGGGUCGAAAACUGGUCGAGGAACUGCGUAUUGAAAAGUUGCAGCGCGAGAGAGAAAGUAUGAAUCGUCGUGCUGCAACGGACAAGUACCGCAAAUUGUGCGCAGCUCGCGGUGUCCGCGUAGGCCGAGCUCUGGUGGAUGAUGAGCGUGUGCGCCAGUACGAAGGAAAGGCGGACUUGGACCCCGAAAGCGGGAUCAUGUACUGGCCUGUGCUAUUUCUUUACGACCAGCACGGGACGUCAGAUUUUGUGGAGUACUUUGGCGAGCAGGACAGUAUGAUUGAGCAUCUGGCCAACAUGUUUCCUGAAGAAGGUCCAUGUGCCCAAUGGGACACUAAGAAUGAAUUUGUGGCGUCCAAGUUGAUUGUAUAUGCUGCAGCAGACAUGGUGCUGCCGUUUUUAUCUCGUAAGGAAUGGCAUAUAGGCCUUAGUAAGGAGAAGGAAGAAGACGAUGACGAAGUCAAGCGCAUUCGUCUCGAGGAAAAGCAUGAAGCCAAGACACAGUUUUGGAUUGAAGUAUCGCUCUUUUGCACGCUGCAACAGCUACUAACUCAUGAGAAAUACGUGGUCCCUGGUAUUCCCGUGCUCAAUAUCUUUGUCCGUGACUCUGAAGCACUUGAGAAUUUUCUCACACGUAUUGAGCAUAAGUCUGGUCUGAUCUUGAACCCUAAGCCAUUUCUGACCAACCUUACUGGCCAACCAAUAAUGACUCGACUCAAGUGGGGGAUGGAAUACAAGGGCAUACUAUUGUCUGUUGAUUCGUAUAUGAAUUUGCAACUUGCCAAUACUGAAGAGUAUAUCAAUGGAGAACUGACUGGAAAUCUUGGUGAAACACUUGUGCGCUGCAAUAAUGUCCUUUUCAUUCGUGGACUCGUGGACGGUGAAAAACCUCCUGUCGAAAUAUCCACGGAUGGAGUGGAGCCGAUGACGGACGCCCAGUAG